AAGUUACACCAAAUUCUUGAGCUAUAUUCAUCGCUUCCUUUCAGCACUUCUUCCCAACCAUUUCUGCAAGCGCGCCAAUUCAACCAAACCGCCACAAGCUACCCACCACUGCUGCCCUGGUGCGGCGGCGCCACAAUCACCACCGUCAACAUGGGAAAGCAAAAGCAGCAAGUCAUUUCACGUUUUUUCGCUCCCAAACCUAAAGCCUCUCCAUCAACAACUGAUCCAACACAUUCUUCACCUCCUCCUUCUCCUCUUCCUUCCUCUUCUCGCCCUAAUCCUCCAACCCCCAAAAUCUCCGCCACCGUCACUUUCUCACCAUCCAAACGGCUUCUUACUUCUCAAAUCACUUCCCCCAACAAGCCACCAAAGCUCCCCAAACUCUCCCCCCACACUCACAACCCUCUUCCCCACCCCACCACCCAUCAGCGCUUCCUCCAGAAACUUCUAGAACCUUCUGAGCCCGAGCCACCUUCCCAUUCUUCUGCCAAACCCUUAAAGUACACUCCUUUGGAGGAGCAAGUGGCCGAGCUCAAAGGAAAGUACCCUGAUGUUCUUUUGAUGAUCGAGGUUGGAUACAGGUUCCGUUUUUUCGGCCAAGAUGCUGAAAAUGCUGCCAGGGUAUUGGGUAUAUAUGCGCAUAUGGAUCGUAACUUUUUAACUGCUAGCAUACCAACUUUUCGAUUGAAUGUCCAUGUGAGGAGGCUUGUGAGUGCUGGCUAUAAGGUUGGUGUGGUUAGGCAGACUGAGACAGCGGCUAUUAAGGCUCAUGGUUCAAACCGGCUAGGCCCAUUUUGCAGGGGAUUAUCAGCAUUGUACACGAAGGCCACACUGGAGGCAGCACCGGAUUUGGGGGGAGGGGAAGAGGGGUGUGGGGCAGAGAGCAAUUACUUGAUGUGUGUGGUGGAGAAGAGCAUUUUGGGAGAGAGGUCUGCGUGUGGGGUGGAGGGUAAUUUUGAUGUGAGGAUUGGAUUUGUUGCAGUGGAGAUAUCAACAGGGGAUGUUAUUUAUGGGGAAUUCGAUGACAAUUUCUUGAGGAGUGCACUUGAGGCUGUGAUGUUGAACUUAUCUCCCGCUGAGUUGCUUCUUGGGGACCCUCUUUCCAAACAAACGGAGAAGUUAUUGCUGGCUUUUGCUGGUCCUGCUUCAAACGUUCGUGUGGAGCGAACCUCUCGAGAUUGCUUCGCUGAUGGAGGUGCUCUUGCAGAAGUCUUGACCUUGUAUGAGAACAUGGGUAUAGGAUGUUCAUCAGAUUCAAUGCAAAACAAAGAUUUGACCGAGCACACUAAUCAGCCAUUAGUUAAGGAGGUGAUGAACAUGCCAGAUUUGGCAGUCCAAUCUUUGGCCUUAACAAUUCACCAUUUAAAGGAAUUUUGUUUUGAAAGAAUUGUAUGCUCAGGUUUUUCUUUAAGGCCAUUCUCAAGAAAUAUGGAAAUGACCUUUUCAGCCAAUGCGCUUCAACAACUGGAGAUUUUAAAAAAUAAUAGUGAUGGAUCUGAGAACGGGUCCUUGCUGCAAAUUAUGAAUCGCACCCUUACUAUAUUCGGUUCCAGGCUUCUUAGGCAUUGGGUAUCUCACCCAUUAUGCGAUCAGACCAUGAUUUCUGCUCGUCUUCAUGCUGUAUCUGAAAUUGCAGAGUCCAUGAGCUCUUGUAGCAUGAAGAGCCUAGAGUAUGACGAAGACUCUGAUGUAACAAUUGUGCAUCCCGAGUUAGCUUACAUAGUUUCUUUGGUUUUGACGAAUCUGAGCCGAGCACCUGAUUUACAACGCGGGGUUACAAGAAUAUUCCAUUGCACUGCUAAGCCAGUUGAGUUUGUUGCAGUUAUUCAAGCUAUUUUGUCAGCUGGAAAACAGCUUCAGCAACUUAACAUAUGCGAGGAGGAAAACAAUAAUUUGCAUUCUAAUCUGUUGAGAAGACUGAUUCUGACUGCCUCCUCUGACAGUGUUAUUGGCAAUGCUACAAAAAUGUUGUCUUCUUUAAACAAAGAAUCUGCUGAUCAAGGCGAUCUAACAAAUUUGAUCAUUGCAUCUGAGGCACAAUUUCCAGAGGUUACUAGAGCUCGGAAAGCUUUUCAAAUGGAAGAGGAACAAUUAAAUUCAUUGAUCGGCUUGUAUCGCAAGCGCCUUGGAAUGCGGAAAUUGGAAUUCAUGAGUGUUUCUGGAAUUACUCAUUUGAUAGAGUUGGAGACUGAUGUUAAGGUUCCUUUAAACUGGGUUAAGGUUAAUAGUACAAAGAAAACAAUUCGGUAUCACCCUCCUGAAGUGGUGACAGCAUUGGACAAGGUAUCUUUAGCAAAAGAAGAGCUUACUAUUGCCUGCCGAACUGCUUGGGAUAGCUUUCUGAGGGAUUUCAGUAAACACUAUGCUGAGUUCCAAGCUGCUGUUCAAGCUCUGGCGGCUUUAGACUGCCUGCAUUCCCUUGCCAUUCUUUCAAGAAAUAAGGGGUAUGUUCGGCCAGUGUUUGUAGAUGAUUGUGAGCCUGUUCAGAUACAAAUUUGUGCUGGUCAGCAUCCGGUUUUGCAGACUACCUUACAAGACAACUUUGUCCCAAAUGAUACAAACUUGCAUGCUGACAGAGAGUACUGCCAGAUUGUCACUGGACCCAAUAUGGGGGGGAAAAGUUGCUAUAUUCGCCAGGUGGCAUUGAUUGCUAUAAUGGCUCAGGUUGGUUCCUUUGUACCAGCAUCAUCAGCAAAACUGCAUGUCCUGGACAGGAUCUACACUCGGAUGGGUGCUUCUGACAGUAUUCAGCAAGGGAGAAGCACCUUCCUAGAAGAACUGUCUGAGACUUCAAAUAUUCUUCAUAACUGCACAGAAAAUUCACUGGUUAUCAUUGAUGAGCUUGGGAGAGGUACAAGUACACAUGACGGUAUGGCCAUUGCUUAUGCGACAUUGCACUAUCUUCUGAAGCAAAAGCGAAGCAUCGUCCUCUUUGUCACUCAUUAUCCGAAGAUUGCAGACCUCACAACCGAAUUCCCUGGCUCUGUGGGAGCAUAUCACGUGUCACAUCUAACCUCACAUCAUGAUACAAGUAAAAACAAAAACUCUUGUCUUGAUAAUAUAACUUAUCUAUACAAGCUCGUACCUGGUGUUUCAGAGAGAAGCUUCGGAUUUAAGGUGGCUCAGCUAGCACAGUUACCACCACAUUGCAUUACUCGUGGCAUUUUCAUGGCUUCCAAAUUGGAAGAGCUAGUGAACAAUAGAAUACAUAGUAGAUCGGUGAAGGAGCUGUUGUUGGAUGCAAUAGUGAUUGGUCAAGAACAGGAAUCACAUCAAGAGUUUGGUAGUGCUUACAAGGAACUCUAUUCAAACUUAAAAGCUGCAAUUCUAGAUGAUGACCAUGCAAAAAGCUUUCAGCUUCUGGAUCAUAGCAGAAAAAUUGCAAAGAAAUUAAUUGGCAGACACUAAUUAACAGAUACAUGCAGAAGCAGGAUCCGGGAGGCCCCUUCCAAUGUUGUAUAUAACAAUUUACACAAAAAUUUGUGCACUUUCAUUUAAGUUAGGCCUUCCCAUUUUUGCUUAUUUACCUGCACUGCCUUGUGCAUAUUUUGCAGUUGUGGUCAUAUUUGGUAUUGGGGGAACUCAUUUUAUUUACUGCUACGUACAUGGAUGUACUCACUACUCAUCAUAACUCAUUUGGGCAGUGAAAGGGAAAGCUUUAGUGAUGAUUUGGUAUUUUCGGUGUUAUUAUUUAUUAGUUUUUUAAAUGGUAUGAUUUUGUC
Messenger RNA from Arachis ipaensis, 3722 nucleotides. It is a transcript of the gene MSH3, whose product is annotated as homolog of DNA mismatch repair protein MSH3. Gene Ontology annotation, cellular component: nucleus. Gene Ontology annotation, molecular function: ATP binding; ATP-dependent DNA damage sensor activity; mismatched DNA binding. NCBI's taxonomy places the organism in Eukaryota, Viridiplantae, Streptophyta, Magnoliopsida, Fabales, Fabaceae. The record is from RefSeq and is a predicted model, not a curated record. Gene Ontology annotation, biological process: mitotic recombination; mismatch repair.